Molecule: messenger RNA, 2019 nt
Organism: Didymodactylos carnosus
Lineage: Eukaryota; Metazoa; Rotifera; Eurotatoria; Philodinida; Philodinidae
Source: the annotation of a GenBank genome assembly
AUGCAUAACGGUUUUUCCCAUAGUUUCUAUACUCAUCCAUCUUCAUAUUAUAUCUAUUAUUCACCGUCAACUUCAUCAUCUUAUUUUGAACAAUCUCGAAAUCGUUCACCAUCUCAUUCAUCUUAUUCUCGUUCAUUAUCACCAUUAUCAUUUCAACGUAAAUUUAAUGAACAUAAUUUUUUUAAUAAUAAUCAUCAACAAUCAUCAGCAAAAAAAAAGUCUACAUCAAAAUCAAAUAUAACAAUUACUCGUCCAACAACAUUUGGAAAAGGUAAAAAUUAUGAUUCUGUAGCAAAACUUGUUGAAUUAUUAACAAGUAAAACAAAUCAAACAUCAACUAAAAUUGAUCCACAAAAUGAUAAUGAAUCAACAAUUAUCAAAGAUAUAUCAACGAAAAAAACGGAUGAUGAAUCACGUUAUUCAUCUUUUUUAUCUAUGACAUGUUCAAGUGAUUCAUCAACAUCAUCCAGUUCAUUUUCUUCUCGAUCUAAUUCAUCAAUUUCAACUGUAACAGAAAAUGAAGAACAAGAACAAAUAGAAGAAAUAAUAGAAUUAAAAAAUCAAGAUUGUUCUGUUUCAUGUACAACCGAAGAUAAAUGUGAUGUUAAUAUUCAAGAUAAACCAAUUAAUGUUCCAAUAACAUUUUUAAAUCAACCGAUACCACCAACAAUAUCAUCAUCAACAUUAAUUGAUAAUUAUUCAUUCGAUCAAACUCGUGUACCGGCUCUAGGUCUAAAUAUAACCACGUCUUCCGUUCAUCUAGUCCUUUUAGAACGUUAUCCACAAAAUAUUGACUAUAAUAUUGUUUUAUUUCAACGAUAUUUACUAUCAUUAAUCGAAAAAUUUGAAUAUAAACAAUGGUCACCUAUAUCAAAUAUUCAAUUACAUGAUCAACAUGAUAUUGAAGCAAAUUUGAGACUAUUUACAUUAACAAGAGAUAAUUUUCAUACUAUUUUGUUACAUUUACAAUCGUUUACAACAAAUAAUAAUUCAUUUAUAUUAAAUAUUGCUUUAACCGGACAUUCUAAUCAAGAAUAUGAAUUAAAAAUUAGUGAAAAAUUAAAUAAAAUUAAUCUUAAUUUUGAUAUUAUUACAUGUCAAGCAGAAUCAUAUAUGAUUGGAAUUGAAUUUUUUAUUCAAAAACAACAACAAUUUCAUCAUGAAUUCUAUGAUAUUCUUAAUGAAAAAUAUUUACCAACACCAUUAAAUCUUUAUCCUUAUCUUUUAAUACAUGCCGAAUUAUCAUCUACCUAUUUUUAUAUUGUUCAUUCAUCAACUACAUACACAAUCUGUACAUAUUCAAAUUUAUGUUAUUCAACAUAUAGAAAUUUAACUAAAUAUUUUUGUCAAGGUGAUGAUGAAACUCCUAUAGAAGAAGAAAAAUCUAUAUCUCAUCAUUCAUCAUCUUUUUCUUAUUUAUCAUCAUCAUCAUCAUCAUUUUUACGUUCACAAGUUCCAUCAUUUGAUUUUACAACGAAUGAUUUAUGUAAAAAUUGUAAACCAUCUUAUUCUACUUGUACUCUACCUUUAACAAGUUUAACUCAUGUUUCAUCAAAAUAUUUACCACAAAAUUAUAAAACAUGUAAAUCACCAUAUUAUAUUUAUCGUGGAUGGUCAAAUCGUCGUUCAACAUCUUAUGAUAAUAAUAUAUGUUCAUAUGAUGUUCAUACACAAACAGAUGAUAGUUUUUUUUCACAAUAUCAAUCAACAAAUUUUAAAUUAUCAAUGAAAAAAUCAUUAUUAAAUAUGAUUACAAUGAAUAUAGCUUUAACAGUGAAAUUAAUUAUUAAAUUAUAUCCAAAUGUAAAUCAUUGUUUUCUUACUGGUGAAUUUUUUCAUCAAGAAAAACAAGCAAAUAUAGAUGUAGCAAAAUCUAUACAAUAUUUAUUAAUUAAUAAAUUAUUAACUGUAUGUCAAAUAAAACGUGAACCAUUAACAGCAGCACUUGGAUGUGCAUUACCACGAGUCUAUUUUGAUGUUAUAGAAGAUAUUUUACCAGGAUUUGAUUGUAUUAAAUAA